CAUGGGGGAAGAGGAACUAGAAGUUCUGUGAGCUCACCAUGGUCAGGUGGCAGACCAAAAUAUUCCAGAGGAAGUGGCUGUUGCCAAGGAUACAGAAUGGAUGAAAGUUGCAAGAAUGUUUGUUCCUUAGGAGGGCGUGAUGUCACUCAAACUGCAAGCAGAUGUGUGUGAGAAAUGUAUACAAUGGAGAAUGUCACAGUGGUGCAUGGUGUUGAAGGGGAGCCCAUCUCCAUCAACUGCACCUACAGCCCCAAGGAGAACCAGUGGAAAGAAAAGAGUUGGUGCAAGCACAUCAGCACGGUGGAGUGUCAGCAUAUUGUCAGUGCCCGCCGUUUUUGGAUGCCAUUUCUCAAGAGGAGAAAUGGCACCACUUCCAUUGCCGACAACAUCCAGAAGGGGAUCCUCACAGUUACCAUUAACCCACUCCAGAAACAGGAUUCUGGUUUGUAUCAGUGCAAGACAGAAUUCUUGGGGACCAUGAACACCCUGCACAAGGUGAAGGUGAAAGUUCUGACAGCAGGCAUAGAGGAGACUGAGGCACCAGAGAAACCCAGAGUUAGGCACAGCAUCUCCAGCUCCCCAUCAGAAGCUGGAAUCAAUCUCUGCUUCCUUGUGGCUGGAUUUCUGAGUUUCAAACUGCUGGUUGCCGUACUAAUCUUGAUUGUUGCCAGGAGCAAGAAGAGCAGGACAGAGGAGCAGGAUGGGAUCACAGGACAAAAUGAGCAUGAGCUUUUCCCAAUCACAGAAUAACAAGAAAAGGCUGGUGUAAUUGGAGGUGAUAGAAAGAAGGAAAAGAACAAGCAAAACUUCACAGCUAGGUGCAUGGAAGUUGCUCCAACGGAUAGAGAGAGGAUGAGAAAGAGACCUGCUUGCUUCGUUGUGUGUCCUCAACCCACCCUUGCUCAACACAAGAAUCGCUGCACUUCCACUUGCAAAGCCAGGUUUUGCUAGCAAGAUAAACAAAAAUCACUUUGCUGUGGAGUGCCAGACUGAUGCUGUGUGUAGAGGCACUUUUAACCAUACUAGAUCUUGUGAACAUUCUACAGAGCAUAACAAUGACUGUAGUAUAUCACCUUUCUGCUCUUUUCUUUGCAAAGAAUGUACAGCAAUAAUAAAAUACAUCAAAGGCC
Molecule: messenger RNA, 1130 nt
Organism: Hemicordylus capensis (graceful crag lizard)
Lineage: Eukaryota; Metazoa; Chordata; Lepidosauria; Squamata; Cordylidae
Product: triggering receptor expressed on myeloid cells 2-like
Exons: 6
Coding region: 175-750 (191 amino acids)
Cellular component (GO): cell surface
Molecular function (GO): signaling receptor activity
Source: RefSeq, a predicted model, not a curated record